Molecule: messenger RNA, 2134 nt
Organism: Anopheles stephensi (Asian malaria mosquito)
Lineage: Eukaryota; Metazoa; Arthropoda; Insecta; Diptera; Culicidae
Product: E3 SUMO-protein ligase EGR2-like
Exons: 3
Coding region: 760-1221 (153 amino acids)
Source: RefSeq, a predicted model, not a curated record
UUUAGGAUAAAUAGCUAUGAGACUGGGAGACCACUAAGUGACGGGGAAGAGAGGACAGACAGACAGGCGUCACUGCUCCCCAAACAUGUCGUAGAUGAGAGAAGAAAAACCAUACCAAUAAAUAUGAGCCAAAUUAUUUUACGAUAAACACACGCACACACGUAAAUGUGACUGUAAUAAUACUCUAGUAGAACACAACAAAACAGGCCGACUUUUAUUUUAUUUUACCAAGCUCUCUCUCUCUCUCCCUCUCUCUCUAUUUCUCUCUGUAUCGUAACAUCGCCUUCGUUUUCCGCCCGUGAUUCCCUUCUGUUCUUCGGCUGCUUAGGUUGCAAAGGCCUUUGCGCUUCCAGAUUAACCCCGGGAGGGAAAACAUUUCAUACACUGUGUGAGCUCUAAUGAUUUUUGUUGUUUUUCAGUUUCAGAAAUGUUCACUCACUUUCAAACUAGUAUUUCGCGCGCACGAUCGUUCACACCCCGACCCAACCCUCGUCGCACUGAUUCCCUUGCAUUCCCUGCAACACUCUGUCUGACUGACUGCGCUAGUGUGUGAGUGCGCGGCACUCGGCUGUGACCCUUUGUCCUUUGUCGAGAGGAGGCCGAUGAUGAUAUGUUCGUUUGGGGCUAAUAUAAAGCAGCGUUGUAGAGUGUGACUUGUACUGCGCCUAGUGGUGUGUGAGUGUGCUGUGUGCUUGUGAAUCUCACUCCCGGCUAGCGAAGUGCGUCUUCUAGCAAAAGCCGAUAACAAGCAGCUUUUAAAUGCCACACAUAGCUGGAAGCACACGUUCCAAAAUGCUUAGUGGUAUGGUGGUACCGGCAUCUGCUACUACUAUCACUACUACUACUACACUUGCGACCUCAGCGUCGUCCUCGUUGGCGGCGGCGGUUGGUGGAACAACAACGGGGUCGGGCGGCCGCCGGGGAACAGCAUCCUCCCUGUCGGACAGCAACAGGCGAAGUCUGCUGCAGCUGAACGACCUGCUGUACGAUGUAAAGUUUUCCGAUCUGUCCAAGUUUCUGAAUGCCGUCGGGCGCUACCAGUGCCCGCGGCGUGAUUGUGAUAAAAACUACAAGGAUGCCAGCUCGCUGCAGCGACACAUCAGGUACGAGUGUGGCGGCAUGAAGAAGUUUCGUUGCGUCAUGUGCGGGAAAGCGUUCUCGCAGGGAUCGCACCUGAAGCGGCACCUGGAGUCGGGCGUCUGCAUUAAGUACUACUUCUAGCAGCGUCAGCAGUACCCUCCUCUGGGUGACGAUCGCAGUGUGGUUUUCACGAGUGCCAACCGGCGACAAGAAGGCGUACCGUCGUCGAGAGAAAAUGAACCGAAACAUUAAAAGAGUCUGUGGUUUCAGUUUUACAGAAAAGAGGAAGAACUGGUCAGGAUUAUGGGAGGCAUUGUUGAGACAAGCGAGAAGAGGAGGAAAAAGAAAACAACACAUUAUUAACAUGAUUACCCUUUGCUCUAGUCGUUUUAGGUUCUAGUUGCUGCCGAAGCAUACUUAAGAUCGUUUACCCCGUUUACAUACACAUAUCCCCCCCCUGUUGUUAUUUAUUGUUUAGGUCAAUUGUGUACUCUACUGAUGGGAAGGGCAGGGUAGAGAAGAAGCUCGUGGACAGCUCAAAUUGGCAUGGCCAAUUUUACGCACAUAGAAAGACGCGCUGAGCCUUUCUUCGGUCAGGCAUAGAGCGAGGGAAGCGUACCGGAAAACCGGAUUAUACCCAGUAGAGAAAGUGUGAUAUCUAUAUAUACAUAUAUAUCAUUUAAAAACCGAAACCUCAUUAAGCCGCGUUGUGCGUGUGUCCGGUAGUGGCGUCGUCGUCGCCGUCGUCGUCGUUGUUGUUGUUACGUUUGAAGAGAUGUAGAAUCAAAAGAUAAUCACCACCAUCCCAGCUGUGUGCAGCAGCUUGUCGAUGGGUGGACAGUAAUUGUUAAGUAAUUCACUUGCGUGGGGAUUCAUCAAAUGAAUAGAAACUCUGUAGCGCGCGGGCUGAGGAAAGGAACGAAAUAGUGUAAUGUCGAAACAAACAAACAAAAAAUCUAGUGCCAUGGCGGUUGAAAAUUCAAAUACAGGAAAUACCAGCAGCUCUGUUGCUGGAACAAAACGCGCGCGUAUCGAGCGUACAAAAACAAGCCAA